Penicillium bovifimosum is the source of this 678-nucleotide messenger RNA. Its product is annotated as putative adenosine deaminase. The transcript is spliced from 2 exons. The coding region runs from base 1 to 678 and encodes 225 amino acids. Gene Ontology annotation, molecular function: adenosine deaminase activity. Lineage: Eukaryota; Fungi; Ascomycota; Eurotiomycetes; Eurotiales; Aspergillaceae. Gene Ontology annotation, biological process: inosine biosynthetic process; adenosine catabolic process. The record is from RefSeq and is a predicted model, not a curated record.
AUGCCCAGAUUCUUCUCUACGUUUUCCAAACUGACCUAUCAGCUUUGUAACGACCUGGAGAGCUUGGUAUAUGCCACAAACUCAGUCCUCCAGGACUUCAUUGAAGACGGAGUAGUGUACCUUGAGCUGCGGACCAUACCGAGAGCUUCCCCCGGAAUCAGUCGGGAGCAAUACGUCAACACAGUGCUGGACACAUUCGAAAAAUUUCGGGCCAAAACCGACCAGAUGUCGGUCUUCCUAAUUUUAGCUAUAGAUCGCGGGAACAUGACCGAGGCUGAAGCAAACGAGAUUGUCAAUCUUGCGAUCGAAAGCAAAUCGCGCGGGGUGGUGGGGGUGGACAUCUGCGGGGACCCAACGAAAGGCGAUGUUAGCAUCUACAAAAGGCCUCUCUUGAAAGCCAAGCAGAGCGGACUGGGAAUAACCCUGCACUUCGCAGAGACAGCAGCCUCUGGUACCCCAAAUGAGCUGUCGACGCUUCUCUCGUUUCAACCCGACCGGCUUGGACACGUCAUCCACGUACCCGACGACAUCAAGAAGGAGAUCGCGCGGCGCAAGCUUUGCCUUGAACUGUGUAUCUCCUGCAACGUCCAUGCAAAAAUGUUUGACGGAGGCUUCCUAGAUCAUCAUCUCGGGUACUGGCGGUAUGAGGACUGCCCGAUCGCAUUACCGACGAUGUAG